Molecule: messenger RNA, 1125 nt
Organism: Darwinula stevensoni
Lineage: Eukaryota; Metazoa; Arthropoda; Ostracoda; Podocopida; Darwinulidae
Source: the annotation of a GenBank genome assembly
AUGUUUCCGCGAUUCCUCAUGGCGACGCGGCUGAUCGGGGACAAGGGAAGGCAUCCCUUGUUCAUGGGGACGCCUCCGCCUGCGAGGGCCUUCGCGCCCAUCCACCCGGCCGAGGACCAGCCGUUGGACUUCUCGACCAAGAGGAGUUAUGGGUCGUGGGAGAGCAAGAGCCCGAUCAUGAGCGACGGGUCGUCGAACGACGAGCACAACGGGGGGACUCCUAUGGGUCGAGGCGGGUAUGCCUCGCCGGAGUCGCAGGCGAUCUCGUCGCCGGAGCCGACUCCGCUCUCGGAGAUGCCGCAGCUUCGGAGUCGGUUGGCCAUGUCGCCCGGGCCGGCUUGCGCUGCGAUGGGUCCGCUCGUUCAGUCCCUCGGAUUCUUCCAGUCGGAAACCGGGAGUCCGAGCACUUCGUCGGCCGGGGGUCUCGGAUUGCCCGGGUUGGAUCCGUCCGUGAUGACUUCGUCCCUUCUGUCGUCUCCGUUGUCCCUGCCCGUUCCGACCUCGUUGCCGUUGAUCAUGAACGGGAAGAACAGCACGAGUGGGAAGACGACCCGGCCUUUCAAAGCGUAUCCGCGAGAUCCUCUCAGCGUUCCCUUGGGUUUCUACGGGCUUCCGGCUGCCGGAAUACCCGGAAUCUCGUCGGCCGAAGUCGUCCUGCAGCAGGCGAGCAACGAAGCCUACUCCAAGUUCAGGGAACAGAUGCUCGCAAGCGUCCAGGCCGCCAAGCGACGAUCCGAUUCUGUGACCAUAAAACGAAAUGCAGAAUAUGCAGGAUCUCCUCCGUCGAUGCCCACAGGCAGCAAAGAAAAGGAGAAGGAGAAGGGAAACGAGUCCGGAGGCGAAACGAGCUCCGUCGACGUCCGCCCCGCAAGCAGAGACUCCACCUCCGGCGAGAAACGGAAACUCGAGGAAGACCAAGGAACGAACAAGGACGAAGCCUACUGGGAGCGGCGGCGGAAGAACAACGAAGCGGCGAAGCGGAGUCGCGAGGCCCGGCGAGCGAAGGAGGACGAGAUCGCCAUCCGCGCCGCCUUCCUCGAGCAGGAGAACCUCAAGCUCCGCAUCGAGGUCGCCGCGUUGAAAAGCGAAACCGCCAAACUCAGGUGCAUGUUGUUCAACAGCUAG